Messenger RNA from Myxocyprinus asiaticus (Chinese sucker), 4417 nucleotides. RefSeq names its product frataxin, mitochondrial-like. Gene Ontology annotation, cellular component: mitochondrion. The transcript has 6 exons. Lineage: Eukaryota; Metazoa; Chordata; Actinopteri; Cypriniformes; Catostomidae. Bases 57 to 695 code for a protein of 212 amino acids. Gene Ontology annotation, molecular function: ferroxidase activity; iron chaperone activity; 2 iron, 2 sulfur cluster binding. Gene Ontology annotation, biological process: intracellular iron ion homeostasis; iron incorporation into metallo-sulfur cluster. The record is from RefSeq and is a predicted model, not a curated record.
CUGUCAAAGCAAAGGACGCAAUCUUCAGUUUGACUAGGCAGUUCUUGUUUGACAAGAUGUCAGUGUUAAUUAAUACCUGUAAAUGUCACUGUCUGUAUCUACUGAGCCGGAACUCCAGAUGGCAACAAGCGUACAGACUGUUAACAAUGACCGGUGGACCUCGUUCAACAGAAUCAGUAUGUGGCGGCCGAUUUAGGAGAAUUUCUUCUGCAAAAACAGACGCGAGGACCAGUGUUUUGGGAGGCUGCACACACGCAAAGUGGUUUAAUAGGACUCUACAGAGAAGAGAACUUCAUUUAAGCAUGCCCCUUGAGGAGGAAAAUGCACUUCAGUUCAGAGAACUAACAGAGACAGAGUAUGAGAGAAUAGCAGAUGAUACACUGGAUGCUUUAGCAGAGUAUUUUGAAGACCUCACAGAUGAAAACUUCACUGGAAUCGAAUAUGAUGUCAUAUUCUCUAGUGGUGUGCUGACAGUAAAAGUGGGUUCUGACCAUGGUACAUAUGUCAUCAACAAGCAAACACCCAACCGACAAAUUUGGCUCUCCUCGCCAACAAGUGGGCCAAAACGCUAUGAUUGGACAGGGGAGCGAUGGGUGUAUGCUCACGACGGCGUGGCAUUGCACGAACUGCUCUCCAAAGAAUUUUCCAUCAUUUUUCAGUCAAAUAUAGACCUGUCACAUCUCAUUUACUCGUGACAAGACCAGAGUGAAGAACGGACACCAUUAUAGAUCCUUUCCAUUUACAUCAGUUGACUGUCGUGAUCUCUUUGGUUAAAUAAUAAGGUUGCAAGUUAAAAUUGCAACCAGUGCUCAAAUAUCCAUGGCUUUAUUUAAAUGGAAUGAUUGUUUUAUGAUAUUUUUGGGCACUUAAGUCAGACUUAAAAAUGUAUGAAUGUUAUUGCAUUAGAUGCAAAAUAUCUAACCAAGAGGCAUUUGCAAACAAAUGAUGCUAGACCUUCUUCUCAGACUAAAUUUAUUUUUAUGAGACAUUGUUGCUAUGACUUUUAAGCAACUGGUCUCAAGGUGAUUUUUAGUGGUAACAUACAGUAGGUGUCCUAGCAAGUAACCGCAGCUGUAAUUUAACACAUUAAAGGAAUAUUCCGGGUUCAGUACAAGUUCAGCUCAGUCGAUCACAUUUGUGGCAUAAUGUGGAUUACCACAAAAAUUCAACUGGACUUGUCCCUCCUUUUCUUUAAAAAAAGCAAAAAUCUGGGUUACAGUGAGGCAUUUUACAAUAUAAGAGAAUGGGGCCAAUCUGUAAAUGUUAAAAUACUCACUGUUUCAAAAGUGUAAUCAUGUAAACAUGAUUUCAGUGUGAUUAAAAUCACUUACUAACCUUUUCUGUGUAAAGUUAUAUCCAAUUUUAGGCUACAGCUUUGUUGCCAUGACGAUGUAAAGCCAUAAAACCUAAAACGACCAUAAAAACGACAAAUUAAAAAAUGUUACUGCUCAAAUAAUACACAAGUUUUAAUUGAAUAAUGUAAGUGGUUGUAUAAAAUUAUAAGCUUCACAUUUUGUCUUUAAACCCUCCAAAAAUGGGCCCCAUUUACUUUCAUUAUAAGUGCCUCACUGUAACCUCAAUUUUUGCAUUUUUAAAAGAAAAGGAUGGACAAGUCAAAAUUAUUUUUUGUGGUAAUCAUCAUUAUGAAACAAUUCAAUUUAGCUUAACUUGUAUUGAACCUAGAAUAUUCCUAUAACUGUGCGUGUUCCACUAACUGGUUCUGGUUUGACACUUGAAGUGUUGUUUCAUGAUUUGAAACCUAACAAACUUCUUAAAAAAAAAUAUAUAUUUCUUGAAAAUAAAUGCCAUUAGGAUUGAUAUUUUGUUAUCUAAUGCAAAGACAUUCAUUUUUAUGUAUGGCUUCAGAGUCCAAAUACCAUUUGGGGCCACUGUAUAGCAAUUGUGUAAUAUAAAACUUACAUUCAGCUGCAAGAUCUCUAUUCUUUUUGUGUGCUGCCAUACCUUCAGAACAGAACAGUGCUACUAAAUGUCAAAAACAUCAAAUCCCAGGAGAGUACAGACCUCAGACAAACUCUAGGGAUGAUUUAUUUGUCUGUUUCAAACCUGUACACAGUUAUGAGCUUUAAACCCACUCAGAACAGCAGAAAGUGCUCUCAUAAUCAAAUCCCUGUAGAUGAACCUGGUCACAUUAAAACCGGAUUAAAAGGUAAACAUUUAAUGGCUCUUUUUUUUAUUUAUUUAUUUAUUUUAUUAUCCAAUUUGGAAUGUCCAAUUCCCAUUGCGCUUUUAAGUCCUUGUGGUCACGUAGUAAUUCGCCUCAAUCCGGGUGGCGGAGGAUGAAUCCCAGUUGCCUCCGCAUCUGAGACCAUCAACCCGCGCACCUUAUCACGUGGCUUGUUGAGCGCGUUGCCACGGAGACAUAGCACAUGUGGAGGCUUCACGCCAACCACCGCGGCAUCCGCGCUCAACUCACCACGCGCCCCACCGAGAAGGAACGACAUUAUAGCGACCACGAGGAGGUUACCCCAUGUGACUCUACCCUCUCUAGCAACCGGGCCAAUUUGGUUGCUUAGGAGACCUGGCUGGAGUCACUCAGCAUGCCCUGGGAUUCGAACUAGCGAACUCCAGGGGUGGUAGCCAGUGUCUUUUACCACUGAGCUACCCAGGCCCCACAUUUAAUGGCUCUUAAACUAGAUGAACAAGACAAUGGACACAGAUUGUUUUCUGGAAGCUUUAAGUUAUCACAGCAUCCUGCAUUAACCUGGCCCUGGUUGAACUACUACUAGAGACUAUUGGGUAGAUCGAGGAAAAGAAGGGAAUUAUGACAGAUAGAGCAAAGGUUCUUCCUCUAAAAUCCCUCCAGCCAGAGCCUUUAUUUAAGAAUUAUCUUUGAACACCAGCAUUGUUCUGGGAUCAUUUGCUCAGGGUCACAGGACUGCUACCCUCGGAUGAUUUAAAAAUACCAGCUCGAUUUACCGCCGAUCCACCCAACAGUUAAAGCUGUGUCAUUAACUCCAGUGAUACAAGAUAGUCAAUCAUUUCUCCCCAGACAACUCUUAAUAUAAUAGCCCAUAUAUCGGAACAUUAACUUGACACUCUGUCCAUGUAAAUGUUGAAAUAUGAGAAAUUGUAAUGUGGUGGUAUGUAUGCCAAAAUGAGAUGAAACAAUGACACAUCUCUCUUUGUGUUGAUGUCUGAUGUAUUUUUCAGCUGUUUUUGUCUGUUGUUGAUGCAUAGCUAAAAAUGAUAUGAAAUAAACUAGGAUGUAAUUUCAUUUUAUUGUAUACACAUUGUGAAUGGGAGCCACAUUGUUACAGUUGCACUUUUUGUUUCUUAAUUCUGAUCUUUUUUAAUUCUGAAGGAAAUACCAGUGCUUGCAAGGAAGUUUUUGGUUAAAUGAUAGCUAUUCAACUUUUACGUAAAUAUUGAGAGAUUGACAGUAAUUACAAUAUUUAUGGAUGAAUAGAUAAUGGCAGCUUCUGUGCCCAUUUUCCGCUUUUAAAGAUAUCUUAAGACAAAAAAGACCAAUCACAAUUCAGUAUGCCAAUAGAUGUAUGAAAGAAGACCAACUGAAAUUUUGUAUGCAAACAUUACAGUAGCACCAUCUCUGUUGGUUAGAUUUGUUGGCACAAAUUGUAAGUCAAUGGGAGAUUUUUCAAACUUUAAAUCAAAUUUCUUAAAAAGUCACAUACUGUAAAACCCUAGACAGAGCACUUGUAUUACAGUUUUUCUCAAUUGCUUUGACUCAUUUUUUGAAACAGUCUUAACAUUCUCUAAACUGUAAGUUCAAUUGUCACAACUUUUGUGAGUUUUAUGGGACAUCACAACUCUAUUGCAUGUCUGCAAUAUGUAGUAACUCUCCCAAAACAUUUAAUUAAUGCUUCAAAACCUAGUUAGUGUUUCAGUAAAUUGGCCAAUGCCACCAAAAUGAAAAGUUUUUUUGUCAUUGUGUGAGCCGUACUGGUCAAAAUGUUUAGAUGUUUUUUCACCAUGGCAGUCAACCCUGGAAAUGUUAGUUAUAUACAAAUGUAAUUUUGUUCUACUUUUUUGUUGACACUGACUGCUUACUGUACUAUACAAGAAUGUCAGUUUUGUCUAGCUGAAUGCUAUUGUGUAUCACACUGAGCUUUUUAGAUACUGAUUUCAACAGUAGGUAAAGGUUUACUGGGAAAAUUCAGUACUGUACAAUACUGUAGUACACAGAAAAAGGAUAUGCACAUUUGUAUGUAUACAGUAAAUUUAUUUUUGUAGCAAUGUGUUACAUGUAAACAGAUCAUUUACAUUUGCAUGUCCAUUUUUACACAUUUCUUACAUGUAAAGUCAUAUAUAGUGAACAGAAAAUUGCCACAAAAUGUCAUCCAUGCAAAAAAACAAAACAAAAAAAAACCCCACAACAAUGAAAAACCUGUGGUAGUUCUGUAAAAAACAAUAAAUUGUUUAGUAGACAUCACAAAUA